UUUCCCUGUUCCCUUUGGGAGGGGCAGAAACCGGGGGCAGCUCUCUUGUGUAAUGUCCCCUCCUGUGGCUGCAGUACCGGGCUGGCAUGAUGGUAUAUAAGCUGGUGCAGCUGGGCGCUGGGCAUCCUGGCAUAGCAGCACCAUGAAAUCAGGCCUCCUCCUCCUGGGGCUCCUCACCCUCUGGGCUGAUCCGCCAUCUGCCUCUGGGCAGCUCUGUCCAGUGAAAAAGGGCGAGUGCUCCGCUCCCAUCAACAAGAGGGCUGCGAACUGCGAUAUCUUCUGCUCCACUGAUGCUGACUGUCCCGGAUCCGAGCGCUGCUACAGCACCGGCUGCGGGAGGGAGUGCAGACUCCCCGUAGGAGUAAACCCAGGGUACUGCCCGCAGGUUGACCCCAAUGGUAUGACCAUCUGCCUUGUGGAAUGCAAUAGCGACAGGCAGUGUGGACUGGGCCGGAAGUGCUGCAGCCAGGGAUGUCAUGUGCAGUGCGCGGGGGCUGUGCCAGCCAAACCUGGCACCUGCCCCAAGAGGAGAGUGCUGCAGACGUUCGUGCCGUGUGAGAAUAAGUGCAGAGACGACAGGGACUGUCCCAACAGGGAGAAAUGCUGCUUUACUGGCUGUGGCCUCGGCUGCCUGGCCCCUGAAACAGGUGACGUUUGCCGACUCCCGCCUGAGAGGGGCCAUUGCGCACAACGGCUCCUUCGCUUCUUCUACAACCCGGCCUACAGGACGUGCCAGAGAUUCUAUUAUGGCGGCUGCCGGGGCAACGGGAACAACUUCAAAACUCUCCGGGCGUGCCGGCAGGCCUGCAGGACAACCGAGAAACCUGGGUUCUGUCAUGUGUUCCCCCCAGACACCAUAGGGAUCUGUGCUCUGCUCUGCUUCAGUGAUGACGACUGCCCUGGAGCAGAAAAGUGCUGCAGUGUUGGGUGUGGCCGGACUUGCCAAACCCCCGUGGCAGGGCCGACCAGAGAGAGAGACUGGGAAGAGCCGAGAGUGUGACCGCAGGGCCUGUGUGGGGACAGGACAGGAUCCUGCAAUACGGCCCCCACCUGACACCCACCCCCAAUCGCCCGUGGGCCUGAUCUCGCCCAGCACAUGGGUUGUGUAAUAAAGAGCUUAACUCA
Chelonia mydas (Green sea turtle) is the source of this 1125-nucleotide messenger RNA. Its product is annotated as perlwapin. Gene Ontology annotation, cellular component: extracellular region. The transcript has 7 exons. Gene Ontology annotation, biological process: negative regulation of peptidase activity. Lineage: Eukaryota; Metazoa; Chordata; Testudines; Cheloniidae. The coding region runs from base 143 to 1000 and encodes 285 amino acids. The record is from RefSeq and is a predicted model, not a curated record. Gene Ontology annotation, molecular function: serine-type endopeptidase inhibitor activity.